Molecule: messenger RNA, 456 nt
Organism: Drosophila navojoa
Lineage: Eukaryota; Metazoa; Arthropoda; Insecta; Diptera; Drosophilidae
Gene: Diedel
Product: diedel
Source: RefSeq, a predicted model, not a curated record
AUGUUGUUCCUCAGCCCGUUGCCCCAAUGGCUCCUGUUGUGGCUGGGGCUGGGCACACUGCUGCAGCAGCUUCGUCCCACCGACGGCGUCUGCUGCCCCUCCAGAGCUAUCGCCUUUCAGUUGAUCGAUCGGGAAGAUGACUGCCGGCUAUACGACGCCAAGCAGUCGCAGAAUGGCAUAUGCACGAUGUCUAUUUGCGAUGACGGCACCGCCGUGCGGGGCACCUACUGCGGCAAGGGUCCGUGCAACAUCUUCGGCUGCAAUUGCGAGAACGGCUGCCGCAAGGGCAAUCCAUUGCAGAUAUUUCAGGACUACUUUGGCGAUUAUCACAUACGUCAGCUGCAUUUUGUCUAGUCCAAGAACAGUCGCGAUAGCCUUGGCGGGAGUUACUCAUAUAUAAUUUUCAGAGCUUACCACUUCAUAUACAAUUCAUCAAUCGUAAUAAAACAGAACUUA